AUGACAACGAGCUCGGAAAAGCUGACGCCUGAGACGAGACGAGUUGGACGAGUUGGCGCAGCGAGGUGGUCCAUGUUUUUGGCACCAAAAUGUCAAGUGGACAACAGCCCAAGCUGUUUGGCAUCGCUACCGGCGCCUCGCUUGGCCCCGCGCGUUUUCGCAGAGCGCUUCUUCAGUAGCGUCUACCGAUACUUCAAGACCAUCUUGCAGGUGUCGUGGUAUCCUCGCAACUUGCUGGCCACUAAAGGUGAGGAUGGUGACGUGGACCAGCAGGAUUAUUUCGAUGUUGCAUUGGCCGCCAUUUUUGGCUAUGAUACAGACUUCUUCGAGGAGUGCUUUCCUGGCUUGAUCUUCACAGUCUUUCAGAGAUGGGUUCUACGUGUGAAUGAGUGUGUUCGGGAUGCCUCCGGGGACUCCAACAAUGAAACGAACCAGUCAGGGCAGUCAGGGCAAUCUGGAGACGAGGAGAUGAAGGCUGUGGCUUUUCAGGAUUCAGUCGUUAAGCCAGCUCCGUCUUCAGCCAUAGAGAUUGCUGAGACAGCUGUGCAUCAUUCCAGACCUUCAAGGGAAGCUCCAGCUGGUCUUUAUCUUGAUCCCUGCCUCUUCUAUUCAUACACAGCUGGUUGUGCCAAGGGGGAGGAAUGUGAAUAUUCACAUUCAAUCCAUGCAGAUCAGGUUGCCGUGCCCGAGGCGAAACGGCGUGGCCAAGCACGGUUUCGCAUCAAGAAGCGGCUGAACCAACAUUUUGCCGCACAGAGUCUCUACGAAGUGCACCAAGAGCUUCAGCAGGUGAUGACAACGAGCUCGGAAAAGCUGACGCCUGAGACGAGACGAGUUGGACGAGUUGGCGCAGCGAGGUGGUCCAUUGACCCGGCUGGGCGAUCACCAGGAACGAAACUUUGGGUUGAUGGACAUUUGCCAAGUGGUCGAGUGUUGACUGGCAUUGGUUUCAAAGUGACUUCCCUUUCCCCGCCAACCAUGACUGUGGACCACCACACGUGGGUACAUGUGCUUCCAGAUAGCACCUUUGCUGACCCCAGCCGUGUGAUUGAGGUGUGUGCAGGGUUGGGGGGUUUUUCCAAAGAGGCCUCCAGAGCGGGUUUCUCAAUGCUCUGUGGGGUGGACAUGAACAAGGUUUGGAAGCCUUUGUUUGAGGCAUUGCAUGCAGGGGCCCAGUUGAUCGUAGGUGACUUGAAUGAGGUGCAGGUUGCCUCAGCACUAGCUGCCAAAGGGGGUUUCUUUUCCACAAUGUUGGCCGGAGUGGCGUGUCAGCCCCAUUCCCUUUUAGGGGAUCGCAGAGGAAUGGCAGAUGCAAGAGCUUCUUCAUUGCCACGUGCUUUGAGUUUGGCAUGGACCUUGCAAUGUUCCUUGUUGGUCUUGGAAUGUGUGCCAGAAAUCCAGGGUGACCUUGAGGUUCAACAGCUUUUGCGUCAGUUUGCAUUGGCCACAGGCUAUCGCAUCUCUCAGCAAGUGAUUAGCCUCCAGCAUGGGUGGUGUACCAAGCGUGCUCGUUGGUUCUGCGUUUUGGCUGCUCCGCUGCUUGGCCUGUGUGAGUUGAAAGAUUUGCCAGUUAGCAACAGUCACCAGCAUGUGCAAGAUGUCAUGCCAGGCAUCCGUAAUUGGCCACCAGAAGAUCAUGCCCAGAUUGACUUGAACUUGUAUGAGUUGUCGAAGUUUCAUGCUUAUGCUGCUGGUGGCAUUGAGAGCUUGUACUUGCAUCCUCAAGAGAUGUGGGCAUUGAUGGGUGGCGUGCCAGGCAUUGAUGUUGGCUGCAAUUUGAGACUUGCCAUGGCAGGGAUUGGGCAGGCAGUAUCUCCAUUGGUGGGGGUGUGGGUUCUGAGCCAGCUCCGUCGUCACUUCGAUGUCUUUUUUGGGAUUGUUCCGCAGUGUGACCCAGAGCAGGUUUUGGCAGGGUACAUGUCUGACCUUGUGACCACAUGCCAGCGGCGGUGGCCUUCACCCAUUCCACCAACAGUGCCUGCUACAGGUGAUCAGGAAGACCCCAUUGAAGAAGACCAGCCGCACAUUCAGGUUCAUGUCAGAUGGUUGACUGAAACAGCUGCACCCAUAGCCAUUUCUUGUCCAUCAGGCACCACUGGUCAUGAGUUGUUGGAAGCUGAGCAGGUCUUGACGGGUGCGGCAGCUGAGCUCAUGAUGUGGUCCAGUGCACAGGCGUUGGAUUUGAGCCUGCCAUUGCAACAGGGAGCAGAGAUCGGGAUUGCCCCCAAGGGUUUUGCCAAUGGUCCCAAAGCGGAGGUAGCGGUUCCCUGUUGUUUGUCACCUCAGGAUGUGUUAGCUGAAUGCCAUGAAGAGCCAGGUCAUGACUGGAAUGUCUAUGCAGUGUCGUCCCUUGCACAGCUGACAAUCAAACGGGAGUCCCACAUGUCCAAGAUUGAGCGUGAAGCCAUCCUUUGUCUUCAAGGGCCAGUAUGGGGGGAUGAUGAGCUGCUUGCUGGGUUUCAGCACAUUGCACUGCACACCGACAAAGACCAGCAUGUUCAUGUGUGGGACCCGUUGUUGGUUACUGGGCUUACCAUCACACCGGAUGGAGCCACUUGGGCUCAACUGUGUGCUUCUUUGGGUUCUGUUGCCACUGUCAUCACAGCUGCCAUGGUUGACAAACAUUGGUACCCUUUGGUUUGGCGCAUGGAUGAUGAACUUGUCAUGUUGUUUACAUGUGGUGUCGUGCCUGCACACGUGGAAGUCUUUGAGGGAUUGGCCAAGAUGGUGGGGCUGCGUCGUGGGGUUGAUGGACUUUGGAACAACAAGCUGGUACCUUUUGUUUUGGGGGGUCACUGUGGGGCCUUGGCUUUGACUUUUGCCCGACACCUGCUGUGGGGGGAGGCCUUCCCCACCACUUUCGACCAGUUGGAGAAACAAGCUGGACAGCUGCGUCGGUGUUUUGCAGCAGAGUUGGGUGAGAUGUGCAUUCGACCUCAGCUGGCAGCCCUUGGACUUUCCGUGGCUGACCAGCUAGCAACUGUGCUCUGUGAUCAUGGAGCAGAACCCAGUGAGAGCAUGCAGCGUGCCAAGGAUGUCAUCCAACACUUAGGUGAGGAUUCUGUCAACUCAGCACUGCAAGUUCCCAAUGUUUGGAGAGAGCUCAAGCGGCUUGCAAACCAACAACGGCCUCCACUUGUACUGAUUCGACCGUCAGAGCUGCAGAGGGCCAUUGAAAAGCGAGGAGGAACCUAUCAGGUGGGUAGUAAGAGGCAGAAGAAAACAAAAGGGAAUGGCAAGGGGAAAACUGUGCAAUCCAUUUUGGACCCGACACUGUUGCGUUUGGAAGCAGGGCUUUUUCAAGACUCCCAGGGUCAUGCACUGGCUCAGCUUGCUUUGGCUCAAAUUGGUCCUCAGGCUUCAGGGGUUGUGUUGCUGAACCAAGUGAUGGCAGAGCCAUACCUCAAAGCAGGCACAUGCAUGUCGGCAGGGUCGCUUGGCCUUUUUGUUGUUGAUAGCACAGUUCCAGUUGUCACAACCCUGGCAGUUUCAUCAGUCCGUGUCCCUUUGUUGUGCACAGCAAAUGGAGAGCCAGUUUUGGUGGAUGGACUUUUGUAUCAGCUAGGUGCUCUGUCGGUUCAGAGGGCACCACCUACCAUCGGAUGCGAAAUCCAAGCAGUUGCCUUCAGUGGAUUUGAUGGGGUGUUUUUGGAGCCGAGAUCACUUGACGGCAAGAAGCCUUCCGACCAGUUUCAGGUCAUUUGGAUGCCCAAAGCCGAUCUCACACAGCUCAUGAUGCAGCGACAGUCGCUGCCAGCCAUUUGUGGCCUUGCACGAAUGGGCAACAAGCUGGGCCUUCGCUGUUUGGUGAGUGACGUAGCCCAGGUGUACGCCAAGGUCAAACCAGGCCAGAUUUACUUACCUGCUGGAAGCAAGUGUUCGUACCUGGUAGGACCUUUUCCUUUUGGAACGCUGAAAGCAUCGGUUGCUCAUGCACUUGCGUCUUGUGGAUGGGUUGCCAGACCUAUUCAACCUGUUGGCACACAUGACCAAGUUCAGGGUUUGCUUUUCAGGGUUCAUGCAGUUCAGUCGCCUCCAGCGAAAGUGUUGCACAUGCAGCAUGGAGAUGUUGUGGUCACACAGGAAGGGUCUCCUCCAGCCAACAUGCCUGCAGCUCCCCGGGUGCUUGCCUCCCCAGCCAUGGUCACCAAGGGUCAAGAAAUUGACCAUUUGCAGCUCAAUGAUCCCUGGGCCCCAGCUGUCAAACAUGCCAAAGUUGGUCCGGUGCCCAUCCCCAUUGGGAACCCCCUUGAGGAUAUGGAACAUAGGGUGGUGCAGGCAGUCAUGGCUCAGCUGCCUCCAAAGGGCAUGGACAUCGACCCAGAGGAAGGGCAACAUGCCCGUGUCGCCAAGUUGGAACAACAGAUGCAAGAGCUGCAGCACAACACAGCACAAUUGGGGCAUACCCUGCAGCAACAGCAUGGAGAGCACACACAGCAGCUCCAGGAAGUGCACAGCCAAUUGCAACAGCAGCACAAGCACUUUGAUGCGGCCAUCCAGGCGCAGGCAGGACAGAUCCAAGGUUUUCAGGAUAGCUUUCAAGAGCAAUUCCGGCAACAGGUGGUGCAUCAACAGAACAUGUUGGACGGAAUGUUUCAGAAGCAGAUGCAUCAGUUUGAGAGUUUGCUUUCCAAGCGAGCUCGCCAAGAGCUCUUGGCCAUAUGGAUUGCCGGCCUCUCAUGGGUAGGGGCGUUGUGGGGUGAGUCAGACAGGUUGAGUCGAAGACAAGCAGGGACAUUAGAUGUCUUGCCAGCACACAAGCGCGCAGCUCCAGGUCAGCAGCGUGAAGUUUGCCCUGAUGGAAUCUCAGCAGUUUUGGUUGGUGUAAGUGUUCGGUGGUUUCACACAUGGAUUUUGGGGAUGAGCCUCGUUGGACUUUCUCACAGGCUCUUGGCCAUAUGGAUUGCUGGCCUCUCUUGGGUAGGGGCGUGGUUGGGUGAGUCUGACAAGUUGGGUCGACAGCAGGCAGGUACAUUUGAGGUCUUGUCGUCACACAAGUGCGCAGCUCCAGGUCAGCAGCGUGUCAGUUGCCUUGAUGGAAUUUCAGCAGUUUUGGUCGGUGCCGGGUUCCGGUGGUUUCACAUUUUUUGUCACAUUUUUGCAGUUUUGGGAUCCCUGGUCCUCCCUGUCAGUACUAGUGUAGGAGCCAGUCCAAUGCAGGUGAAAAGCCAGCCAGGGGUCCGCAAGGUCGCUCGUCAUUUGCCAGGUCAUAGCUGGUCCACCAUGCGCCGCAGGGGUGGGUUCCAAUGGCUUUUGUGGGUGCUGGUGUGGUGUGGACUUAGUCGUAUAGGUGAAGCGGCUCAUCCUGGACCAAACACUGGGUCACAAACUUGGAGUUUUGGAAUUGCCAAUCCGUCCGGGCUUAACUCUAAAGUUGAUCAGGUGGCACAUCAGGAGGGUCAGGCAUGGGUUUUUUCAGAGACACAACUUUCCAAGCAGGGUUUUUGGUCUUUCCGCGAAGGAAUGCAGUGCCUUCAGACCAAAUGGAAGUACCUGGUCCCAGGGGCCCCAUGUCCACCACGCAGGAAUGGUCAAGCAGGGAACCAUUCAGGGGUCCUGUUGUGUUCUCAGUACCCAGCACGAGCACUUCCUAAUGGUUUUGACUCUGACAGUUUUGCUACCGGCCGCAUUCAAGUGGCAGGGAUGAUGGUUGAUUCGAUAUGGGUCACCAUAGGUAUGCUGUAUGGGGUUCCGUGCAAUGCUACCCAUCAGUUUGCCAGAUACCAGACGGAAACCUAUUUGGCUGAGCUGGUAGAGAGGGUGGGGUUUCAAACAGCGGGACCCCGUAUCAUUUGCGGGGAUUUCAACUAUGCAGUGCACGAGCUUAGCCAGUUGCAACGCCUUACAGACUGUGGUUUCCGUGAAGUCCAGGAUCUCUGGGCAUGGCGCCAAGGGGUUUCAGUGAGCCCUACGGGGCGUGGGUCGAAGCGAAUUGACCACAUGUGGAUUUCACCUGAACUUCAGGGCUUGUUGCAGCGUGUACACAUAGCCUGGGACAAAUGGGCAGAUCAUGCCACAGUUGAGGCCACCUUUGGUUGUCAAGGACUCCGCCAGGUUAGUCAAGUUUGGGCUCAGCCUUUGCCUUUUCCAUGGCCAACCAACUGGGAUUGUCAAGUGGAUUUUGCCAGAGAUGAUGAUCCUACUAUAGCUUAUGCCAAGGUGUGGAGGCAGCUUGAGACACAAGCCCGGAGCAGGCAAGCUCAACAAGGUUGUCAUGUCACCAGAGCACAAUGUGGGCGGGCCCAAACCCUUCAACCUACAGCCAGACCAUGGCAGGGUUCACCAGUUAAGAAAGCCAGACAUGGGGAACUUCAGCCUACCUACUAUGGCAUAAGUUUGCAACAUGCUCGUUUUUUCAAACAAUUGCGCAGGUUGCAAGCGCUUUCCCAGCAGCUUGCCCAAGGGCUGCAGACAUGGAAUGCACAGCUCAAUGCUCAAGAGACGUGGAAAGCCAUCCGCAAGGCAUCUGGAUUUCCUGGGGGUUUUGGGGCUUGGUGGGCGGAGCAUGGACUUGGAUUUGCUCGGCCUACCUCCCCGGUUUUGCCAUUCUUUUUGCCUGGCCUGGGGUUUGUCCAAGAGUUGUUUCAGGGUUUCCAAGCCUUUGUCAAGCACUUUGAAGCCAAAUUAGCAAAGCAACGCUACCAGUUUGGCAAGCAGCGUAGGAUGGCGGACAUGAAUGUAGUUUUCCAAGACUGCAAAUCGACACCGCCGCCUGCGGUGGAAACGUUGCUUGACCGUAUCUCCGUAGGGAUAGAAGAGGUCAGACCUGAGGACAGUUCAGUUGUCUUGGUGAGUCCCACAGUUUUGUUGCCUGGUUUGCCGGUCGUUGUCCAAGGGCGGGCUAUGGAGGUUGUUGCGCAUGACCAUGAUCAGGUUUGGGUUGACUCAGUGGAUGGGCUUGAGGCAGGACAAGUGCUUACCCAAGAAAAGGUCAUCAUGACUGAUGAUGACAUUUUGUUGCGCUUCAGGGAUGCAUGGGAACCAAGAUGGAAUAAACAGGCUCAUGUUUUGCCAGGGCAAUGGGAUCAAAUCUGUGGAUUUGUUGAACGUGUGUUGCCUAGGGUGAGUUGGCCUAUUUCCCCUUGGACCCCAGACCGUUUUGGUUCCUUGGUUCAACAAAAGAAGAGCGAAGCUGCAAAAGGGCCAGAUGGAGUCGCCUGCGGUUUUGUAGCGAGCCUUGCAAAGACUCCGCAGGCACAGACGGUGGAGGAAUACAGACCAGUGACGGUCUACAGCCUGCUUUAUCGCAUUUGGUCGUCAGCUAGAGCCAAGGAGGCCUUGCAAGUUUUGGCGGGGUUGGUUCCACAGAGUGUCCAAGGGGGGUUACCGGCGAGGCAGGCCAGGUCAGUUUGGUACACAACUGCUCAGUUCUUGGAAUCAGCACUGGUGGAUAAUGUCCCCUUGCAUGGCAUUUUGAUGGACAUACGCAAGUGUUUCAAUGCCAUUCCUCGUUUUCCGUUGUGGUGUGCCCUUCAGGUCUUGGGUUUUCCCAUGGGGGUUUUGCGUGCAUGGGUGGCCUUUGUUGCGGGUCAAACUCGUCGCUUCAAGGUUAGGAUGUCUACAGGAGAACCAGUGCACUCCAACUGUGGGCUGCCGGAGGGCUGUGCCUUGUCGGUCUUUGGAAUGGUUGUCAUCGAUUGGAUUUUGGACUUAUGGUUGCAGGCCACACAGCCAGGCGUUGGACUUCAUGCCUUUAUCGAUGACUGGGGGGUUCUCUUUUCCUCUCAAGAGCAAUUCCAUGGGGUUUGGCAAUCAGGUUUGGACUUUACAUCCGCCCUUGACCUUGAGUUGGACUUUCGCAAGACCAAGGUUUGGAGUACUGAAGGUGUUGCCAGGAGAGCCUAUCGGGCCCAUGCUUUUCAGGUCACCCUCGCUGCCAGGAACCUAGGUGCACACCAGAACUUUUCCCGACACUCUUGGAAUGCUACUUUGCGUGCACGGUUGCAGGGCAUGCCAGAUGUCUGGACCAAGCUUAAAGCCAGUUUGUCUCCCUACAAGGUUAAGUUGCAGGCUGUUCGAAUGUUGGCAUGGCCUCGUGCGUUGCAUGGUAUCUCUGUGGUCCACCUUGGCGCUACCCACUUCAAACAACUGAGGACAGGGGUGGUUCGUGCAGUUCAGGCAGAACGAAAGGGAGCAAACCCCAUGUUGCAUUUGGCCUGUCACAACUUAGUCACAGAUCCUGAAGCGUGGGCUAUCACCCAAACCCUGAGAGACGCCCGGGAACUUGGAGGUUUUGAAAAGGUAGACGCCAUGUUGGCUCUGUUUGCGGCCCCGGACUUGGAUUUGCCGUCCAAUGGCCUUACAGCAGUGCUGCUUGCACGCAUGCAACGGUUGGGAUGGGCGGUGAGUACCUCUGGUCUGGUUCAAGAUCGGUACGGCAGUUUCAGUGUGGUGCAACUUCCAUGGGAUGAACUGUUCUUACGGGUCUCUUUGUCAUGGGGCACUGUGUUGGGCAUGGAGGUUGCACAUAGGGAGUCCUUCCAGGGCAUUGAACUUGCAGAUGUCCAGGCAGUGCAGGCAGCUCUUGCUGGUUUCGGCACGGCCGAUCAAGUCUAUCUGCGGUGUCAUUUGGAUGGCACGUUGUAUACGCAAAAUGGGAGGGCCCAUUUCAAAGCUGAAGCUGAUGGCACCUGCCCCUGGUGUGAGCAAAAGGUUGAUGUCUUUGUUGAUGGUACAGCAGCCAAGCCACGAGAACCUCGUUUGCGGUAUGCAGCCUGGGCAGUUACGUUGGCAGAGGCAGGUAGUCUGACCAACACCUUGCUCUUGGGUGGUCAUGUACAGGGUCUGUGUCAGACUCCAUUCAGGGCUGAGUUGACAGCAGUUUUUUGGGCACUUCACUGGGCACGGCAGAUGAACAAACAGGUGCGCAUCUGGACCGACUGCUUAGGGGUGUUGCGAGGUCUUCAACGGAUCUUGCGAGGUCAGCCAGUGCGAAUCAAUCGGGCGCAUUCAGAUCUAUGGCUCAAGAUACAGUCGCUGUUUGAGGAUUGGACGGUUGAGGCAGUUCAGGUGAUCAAGGUCGUGUCACACUGCGACAUAUCCAAAGCUGAGUCACCGGUGGAGGAGUGGGCGUUUUGGCACAAUGAACUUACUGAUCGAGCGGCCUCGCAAAUCAAUGAGACCAGAGAGAAAGCCUUUUGGGAUAUUUGGGAAGGGUUGGCAGUGGCAUUGGAAAAGCAUCGGCAACUGCAUCGAGCUAUUCUGCUUGUCCUGCUCAACUCAGGUCGCAAAGCCCACAUGGCGGAACAGCAGCAAGGUAAGAUGCCCAGUCCGGCUCCUAGAUCACAACCUACACUGCAGGUGCCUAUGCCAGUAGCACCCGCUACCUGGCGUUUUCCAGACAAAAUGGUGCGCAGGUAUGGAGAAGUCAACACCAGGAUGAUGUACCAAUGGUGGAGUGCCGUAGGUACAGCCUAUUUGGAGGGCCCUGCACCAUUGGCCAUGAUCAGUGGCUUGCAGCUUUUCUGGGAUUUUUACCAAGUUACGAAGUACCCAGGGCCUUGGGUUUACAGAAAGCGCUGGUAUGCUCAGGAGCAAGAGGUUCCACUUCAGGGUCAACUUUCCUGGGGGCAUCGCAUCAAACCGUUUUUGUUGCUUUGGAAGGCUUUUUUGGGUCAUCACAGUAUCAAGGUUCCUCAAAAGAUGGCUAAGCCCCAUGCUGUUGCUAUUUCCCAUUGGGUUGUUUGCUAUCGGUUGCGGAUGCCUCCAGAGAAGCUGGCAGAGUGCGAUGCUGCCAUAUUUGAGCAGUUGCACCGCCAAGCGGCGACGGCAGCUGAUUUCCAGCUGAUUGAGCCGGCAAGGACCGGUAGCGUCUACGAAUACUUCUUGAACAUCUUGCAGGUGUCGUGGUAUGCUCCAGGCAACUUGUUGGCCACUAAAGGUGAGGAUGGUGACGUGGACCGGCAGGAUUAUUUCGAUGUUGCAUUGGCCGCCAUUUUUUUCUAUGAUACAGACUUCUUCGAGGAGUGCUUUCCUGGCUUGAUCUUCACAGUCUUUCAGAGAUGGGUUCUACGUGUGAAUGAGUGUGUUCGGGAUGUCUCCGGGGACUCCAACAAAGAAACGAACCAGUCAGGGCAGUCGGGGCAAUCUGGAGACGAGGAGAUGAAGGCUGUGGCGUUUCAGGAUUCAGUGGUUAAGUCAGCUCCGUCUUCAGCCAUGGAGAUUGCUGAGACAGCUGUGCAUCAUUCCAGACCUUCAAGGGAAGCUCCAGCUGGUCUUUAUCUUGAUCCCUGCCUCUUCUAUUCAUACACAGCUGGUUGUGCCAAGGGGGAGGAAUGUGAAUAUUCACAUUCAAUCCAUGCAGAUCAGGUUGCCGUGCCCGAGGCGAAACGGCGUGGCCAAGCACGGCUUCGCAUCAAGAAGCGGCUGAACCAACAUUUUGCCGCACAGAGUCUCUACGAAGUGCACCAAGAGCUUCAGCAGGAAGCGCGCCAAGGCUCCUAUGCCAAACACCUGAUCCGAAGGCAUCUGACGGGGAUCGAUUCAUCCACAUCUGCCAGAUUGGCCACAUCGGGCGCAUCGGUCGCAUCGGGCGCAUCGGCCGCAUCGGCCGCAUCGAGCGCAUCGGCCGCAUCGGGCGCAUUGGCAUCGACAUGA
Cladocopium goreaui is the source of this 10596-nucleotide messenger RNA. Lineage: Eukaryota; Dinophyceae; Suessiales; Symbiodiniaceae. The record is from the annotation of a GenBank genome assembly.